UCGUUGCAUUUCUCUCUUGGCUCUAUCUCGUUCAAGAUGUUCUCCUCUUCAACUCUGAGAUCUCCGGCGAUUACUCUGUCUCCGUUUCCUCUCCGCCCCCUUCGAUCUCCAUCAUCGCUUCCUCUCGCUAGAUCCUCUUUCUCUUCUUCCCAAUUUAGUCGCAUCAAUCUGAAACCCAGACGAGAUUUGGUGGGCGAUUGGGUCGCCAACAACGACGGAAUCGUGCGCAGCUUGCCGAUUUACGUCGGUGGUCUGUCUUUGAUCGCAGUUCUCCUCAACCGCGUCUUUUCCGGCAUCGCUUUUGUCACCGACGCAUCCAGUUCACAAUCCAGAGCGGACAUUCUGGCCCUUUCGCUGGCGGUGAUCAACCUCCUUUCUGGUUUUGUGUGGUUGUCGAUUCGGCCGAAAUCUGUUGCUACGGUCAUUCCUUGUGGCGCGGAGUGUAUGCGUAUGAAUACCGGUAUCGGGCAUCUUGCCGUUCGUGAGUUGCAAUGGGUGUGGGACUCCAUUUCAUCCAGCACUUGUUGUAGAUCCUUGGUGGUGGUUUAUGGAGGCGUUUGCCUUCUCCAAAUUGGGGCUGCAGCGGUAUCCGAAAAUGAUAAUACCGUUGCGAUGGCUGUUGAUGUCCAUGAUCUGCUUAAAGGAUCGCUUUGCAAGAAUGUGAUGUCAUCUGGAAAGCAGAGCUAUUUGGCAAACCUUUCUCUUUAUCCAGGAAGGUCUGAGCUGUCCUUCUUUCCAAGUAAUACCCAGUCAGUCAUUUUACAACCGCUUGGAGAUAGAGGAAUUAUUAUCAUUGGUGGUGAUACCAUAAGAGGCUUCAACAAUAUUGAUCAGGCAUGGAUAAGUCUUUUGGCGGAAAAGUUGGAUGCUAGAUUGUCGAACUCUUGAGGAAGAGGAGGAACAGCAAGAAAAAAAUUUCUCAUGCCAAUUGUGUUCUAGUGGCAGCCGCAGUCAGCAGUCUACUAGAAGUUCACAAUUAAAUUAAAUAUGUCAAGGGGAUUAUAAACGCAUGAACCCAUUUGGUCCUGCUUGCAUUGGGGAUAUGGUAGUGGCCACGAUCAAGUCAAGAAAAAGAUGAGGCUGCAUUAAUUGAGGCUUUUCAAAGAAGAAGAGAGUAUUUGUUUCUUAAAGGUAUCUGUCCAUGAAUGAAAUGCAUGUUUGGCAUUGGUUGUUCUGCCUCACCUUGAGAGUGUCUUGGACUUCAUCCAUGGUAUAUUCUCAUAUUCGAUCUUCCAUGGCUGUCAUAUUCGAUCUUCCAGGGCUGUGUUUUAGUCUCUAGAAAGAUGAGUUGUCAAAGAAAAAAAAAUAUGUUUCUCAAAGCUUCAAAACGUGCCAUUUUGAAGAGGUUGGUGUCGAGGAGAAGACGUAGAAGUUUAUUGAAGGUGGCGCAAUGAAGAAUGAAGUUACAUGGAAGCAUUUGGUUGGAGUAGAGAGACGAUGAAGGUUGGUGGAAGAUGAAGCAAAAGACAUCGAGGUAGGUCAUCAAGGACAACAAAAUCAUUGCUAGCAACGUUUACACUUGCCAUGAUUGGGAUAUAUAGUCCUUUCUGCACCAUCAACUCAUCGCCUUGCUUGUAUAUCUCCAUUGAGUCACAGUAGGCGUUUGGCCUAGUUCAGAUAGAUGGAGGGAAAAUGUAGUAAAAUGUCGUUAGGUGAUUCCAAUUCUUCUCCUCACUUCCAACUCUUCCUAAUUCUCAACUAAAUAAAUUUCUUUCUUAUCCUUGAGGAUUAUAUUAUUAUUUUUAUCUAUUUCCUGAUUUUAUUUAA
Messenger RNA from Zingiber officinale, 1767 nucleotides. RefSeq names its product protein COFACTOR ASSEMBLY OF COMPLEX C SUBUNIT B CCB4, chloroplastic-like. The transcript has 3 exons. Lineage: Eukaryota; Viridiplantae; Streptophyta; Magnoliopsida; Zingiberales; Zingiberaceae. The record is from RefSeq and is a predicted model, not a curated record. Bases 37 to 888 code for a protein of 283 amino acids. Gene Ontology annotation, cellular component: chloroplast. Gene Ontology annotation, biological process: cytochrome b6f complex assembly.